Molecule: messenger RNA, 1690 nt
Organism: Chara braunii
Lineage: Eukaryota; Viridiplantae; Streptophyta; Charophyceae; Charales; Characeae
Source: the annotation of a GenBank genome assembly
AGCUGGAUCACCUUGGUGCUAUCGCUGUUCAUCAGAAGUGCCAUAGGCAUUCACAGAAACCCAGACAGGGAGUAUUGCUAAAAAGCAACCCUUCAACAUGCCUGGAACUAUUCGAGUAUCAGGUAUUGAACUUAGGUCCCUACAAACCUUCGGGUGGGUGGGAUGCACAGUUCUGAAAAAAAUGAGUUAAAAAAAAAAAAAAGAAGUAAACCACCUGGUCUCGUUUCUAGACCUGCCCAAAUAAUCUAAUAGGUCAUGGGUAUGGUCAUUACAUUGUGAAUUCUUUCGGUAGAAACACAUAAUCGCAUUGUGAAUUCUUUCGGUAGAAACACAUAAUCGCAUCCAAAUCGAGGGUGAUGGAAUUAGACUGUUUUCCCACUUUCUCGUUGGGUGUGUGCGUGUGUGUGUGUGUGGGGGGGGUUGUUUCCAUGGAAUCAACUAACUCAGUUUCAUAUCAUCCACAAUUAUGAUGGAACACUUCCAGAAUCCUCCGCAAUCCCCCUUCAACCCACUCCAAACCACCUUAAAAUUGCCUUCACACUAAACGUCUCAAGCAGGCGGUGGGCGUAUACGUACGCCGCCAACCAAAUGCAACCAUGCCAGCUCUUAGUCGUGUCCGUCUCGUUGCGGACAUCUGCAAUGUGACUCCCACUGCGACACCUGCCGGAGCCCUCGACGCUGCGCCAGCCCGGCAACCAGGUGAGACAAUGAUGGCCUUCUUGGCCCGCCUGUCCACCUACGUGCAGCACGCACAAGAGGAACAGCAACGCGAAGCUGCAGAUGAAGCUGCACGUCUCAACGCCAUUGCACGCGACGCCGAGCAAUGGCGCCGGCAGCAAGCCGAAGCAGCUGCCAAUCAUAACCAGCUUCGCAGAGAUGCCGCAUCCGUCCUCAUGCAGCAAGAAGCGGCUCAUACCGCAGCACUCCAAGAAUGGACCUUUGUUCCAACGGAGACGCACACGGAACCGACCGCGGAGGAACGGACCAAGGCAGCACUCUCCAACCUCAUGCAUCAACUCCUCCUCACUUGCAACUGGCAACAAGUGGAGUUGACACGGCAGGCACGUAUCAUCAAACAAUACGAGGAGACUCGUAAGAGUUUCCACUCCCGCCUUGAGGAAUUGGAGAAGAACGCCGUGCCGCACAGGCACAUGGCAUCCUCCAGCACCGAUCCAUCGCUCCACGAACUCGAGGGACGUAUGGAUCAUGUGGUGGCACUAAUUGGCAAUCUGAACAGCUUCCAACCGCCUGUGAUCAUCAGCCAACAAAUGGCAGCAGUACAAGCUGACCUGCGUCAGCUGCAGCAGCAACCCACCGGGACCUGCAACAGCCUUAUGCCAAGGCAGUACAAGAUGCCAAAAUUCAGCAUCGAAAAGUUCGAUGACUACCACAAGGCGGACCCCGUGACUUGGUGGCAGGGUUUCACCAAUGAGCUUUCCAUUCACAAAGUCCCGCCAGCAUCGAAGGUCUCCGCUCUUUACCUUCGCAGCACCGGUGCCAUCCAAGUGUGGCUCAACCACUUGGCGCAAACCGAAGGUGUCGAGGUCGCAGCCCUCCACACCAAGUUGACUUGGGAGGCUGUCACCGAGAAAUGGCGGAAGCGCUUCAUCGUCGACGACGCUCAAGGCAAAGGCGCGAACAGGCAAGGCACCCGACGAUUGGCGUGACUCCAUUCGAGUUGCACCACGGU